Cinclus cinclus is the source of this 4639-nucleotide messenger RNA. RefSeq names its product electron transfer flavoprotein subunit beta lysine methyltransferase (gene ETFBKMT). NCBI's taxonomy places the organism in Eukaryota, Metazoa, Chordata, Aves, Passeriformes, Cinclidae. Gene Ontology annotation, molecular function: protein-lysine N-methyltransferase activity. The transcript has 4 exons. The coding region runs from base 2970 to 3785 and encodes 271 amino acids. Gene Ontology annotation, cellular component: mitochondrial matrix. The record is from RefSeq and is a predicted model, not a curated record. Gene Ontology annotation, biological process: peptidyl-lysine trimethylation.
GUGCGGUACGGUACGGAACGGUGCGGUGCGGUACGGUACGGUACGGUACGGUACGGAACGGUGCGGAACGGAACGGUGCGGUACGGUGCGGUACGGUACGGUACGGUACGGUACGGUACGGUACGGUGCGGAACGGAACGGUGCGGAACGGAACGGUGCGGAACGGAACGGAACGGUGCGGACGCUCCGGCGCUGCCGCUUUAAGGCGGUCGGGAGCGCGGCCCGGCCCGGCCCGGCCCCGGGAGCGCGCCGGCGGCAGCAGCCGCAGUACAGCAGGUACGUGCGGGCCGGGUCGGGUCGGGCCGGGUCGGGCAGCGGGCCCGGCUGUCCCCUGGCCCCCGCCGGGAGCUGCCCGUGCUCCCAAGGCCUGCGGCCGCGUUGUCGUGGGAGCCCAGCGGCGGGCGAGCGGAGAUAGCGGCGGGGCGGCCCCGGCCGCGUUUGCCUCCCUCCGUUCCUUCGCAGGAGUGGGCGGUGGGUAGGGCGGGCAGCCCCCGAGGGGAAGGUGAAGGUGCGGCGGGGUGGUUGUGCUUUGGGCGGCUCUUGCUGCCUUAAAAAAAAAAAAAAAAAAAAAAAAAAAAAAGCUUAAAUUGCAUAGAAAUUGGGGUUUGAUUUGGGGGAUUCAGGUUUGUUUGUUUGGUUGGUUUUUUUGGGGGGGGGCAGGAUGUGAGGUUUUUCUUAUGCGUUUUGCUACGUUUUGUCUUCUUGCCCAAGUUCUACUCACCCACUGAUUUACAGUAAGACAGGCAGGCCAGUAGUGUCAAACGCAGGGAUAUCCAUCCUGCUAUCCAUCCUGAAUUUAUUCCCAGGAAAAUGGGUGGGCCAGGAUGUCAAAAACAGGGAUGCCCAUCCUGAUGCCUUCCUUCACAAAGCACUUAAGCUCAUUUUGGCGUCUUGAGCGCUGAGCUCUUGGCAGGUGUUUCUGUACCAGUGAUUAAUUUCAGGAGAGUAAUCAUCGUGACAGGCAAAUAAACUGCUGCAGAAUCUCAGCCCUGCUAAUUUGCAACAAUUCGUGGAGAAAAGCCAGCAUACAGCAGCAUUUGCUGACAAGAUUUAUCUCUCCAAUUGAUUGCAGUUAACAUCAUGCUUCCCUUAGGCAGAUGAGGAUUAUAGAGCUCUGCCUUCAAGAAGGAAGGCAUUUGCUAAUUGUGCUCAUUAAUUACAUAGACUCUGAUGAACGGCAUUCUCCAGUGUGGAAAAAUGCAAAAUGUUUGAUUGUGUGUAUUUAUUUGUAACAGAAACAUGGAGCCUCUAGCCAAUGAUUUAAACAACGAUUUAGUGGGAGUAUCAGCCUAAAUAACAAAGUGUGAAGUUACAGCUUAAUGUUUUAGUAAGUGAUGAAACCAAAGCCAGUUCUUAAAGCAGAGACCAGCACACAACAAAAAUACCGCUAAACACGUAUGAAAUUUUUUCUAAAGAUACAGACAAAUAAAGAGAAACUGACCUAAUGAAUUACAAAGUGGUAAGACUGUUUCAUUGGCAUAUUCUUCCUGUUGUCCCUUUGUCUGGUUUUAAGGACAACCUGCACAGCUGUUAGAUGGAGAAGUUGUCCAUGGUUCUUCUGCUGUGAAAAAGUGUCGGGCUGGGAUGAAAGUUGUUUUUCUACAUGCAUCAUUCUGCUGGUUUGUGAAAACCACUGCAGAAAAGAGAAAACAACAGUUCAGUUUCUUAUUUGUUUGUACUUGCAGUCUUGCUGUUGUGGAAGCACAGGCCCGAAAUGCUUCCCUGGUUGUCGGUUUCAGGGGAGGUUCAAAAGCUGUGCCCUGAAGCAAGGAAGUCGGAGUUGUUGAAAAGAAAUUAGAGAGCAAGGCCACUUCUUGCUAGUGUACUCACAGGAUCAGCAUAGGAAAGGGCCCAGGGUCUGCAAGAGAAGGCGGGUGAGGAAAGUGUGGUGAUGAAGUGCUGAGAGGCUUCCUUUGCCUCUCAAUGCAGUGCUGUGCCUCUCUCCUUCUCUUGAUUCUUGAAUGAAUCUAAACUCUAACAUACUAAUCUUCUGUUCUCCUUCACUGCUUGUGUGAAGUGUACUCACACCUUGAGUGGUGUGAGAAGGCCAUCCAGUCCGAAUGUAUCACCGUUUAAAAACUUAAUUUAAAUAUGGUGGGUUCAGUUUCUCUCUUCAGACAGCUUGGAGCAUGUUUAUAUAGUUUGUGAGAGUGGGCUACGGGGUUGGAUGUCUGCUUUCUUCUGCAGCUGAUAGCAUCCACAUGAGACUAUUGCACCGUAAGACUAACCAGUCCUUUAAAAUAGACUGAAAUGCAACAAAUUGGGGCUAUUCUGGUUAAGAUCAGUUUUGUUUUGUUUUGUUUUCUAUUUUUGUAAAUUUUUGAGUUGGCAGAUUGAUAAAUUCCAGGGAGAAAGAGGAAAUCCUUUAAUUGCUUGCCUUCACAAAGAUGCUUUUGUAUUAAAGAUUGAUGACCAUUAUAGAACCGGUAAUUAAUGGUGCGUCUUCAAACAACCUACUGAUAACCACUGCUAUGUCCACAGGCCCUGCAAUGCCAGAGUAUUCCUGUGAAACCUGAAGAUUCAGUGGAAGAACCCUAAAUGGGAGUAGAUUGCUGUGUGUGUAUCUUCAGGGCAGAGGGAGAGAGAUGUUAAAAGGUUGCACAUUUAAUUUUUAGCUCUCUCAGCUGUCCCACUAACUGGUUGUUUCUCACUGCAUACGUUUAGAGUGCUCUUGUGAAUGGGUCUCUUGAUGGCUUCUUCCUCAAAUACCACCUCUUUCAGACUUAAGACUGGCAGAGGCAAGGCACAAGAGCACAGGCACCUCUUCGUCUUGAAGUCCCUGGUGGUGCAAAGCCGUGAAGUUACUGAAGAAACAUCACUUACGAAGUAUUUUUCUCCUUUCAGGAAAUCAUCCAUCACUAUGAAAAACCACAUCCUGUGAGUUUGUUUCAAGCUUUGUGCCUCCUCACUUACUGCAGAAAAGCUGUGCUUCGAGCUCUCCUGGGGAAGGCUGGUGUCCUUGGGGAAGCAUGACCUUCCGUGGCUGGAAGUGGCUGCUCCUCUUGGGCAGGCAGAACAGCCUUGCCAAGGUGUGGAGAAGCAGGAGGGGAGGCCCCUCUCUGUGCUGGAGGCGCUGCUGCCAUUGGAGCACAGGCAAGCCUCUGGACCCCGAGGUGAGAGCAUUUUUGGAGGAGAACACCGAGGUCACCAACAGCGGGCACCUCACACCAGAGAUCCGGCUGCGCCUCCUCACCCCUCGCUGCAGGUUCUGGAGAGAAAAACCUGACCUGUGGCCUUAUGGGGACCCUUUCUGGGCAAUUUACUGGCCAGGAGGCCAAGCCCUCUCCAGGUAUAUUUUAGAUAAUCCACACGUGGUUAAAGGGCGAUCGGUUCUGGAUCUUGGAAGUGGGUGUGGAGCAACAGCAAUAGCUGCUGUGAUGAGUGGUGCAUCCCACGUCCUUGCCAAUGACAUUGACCCUAUUGCAGGAAUGGCAAUGAUCUUGAACUGUGAACUGAACCACCUGAAUCCCUUCCCCAUCACCAUUAAGAACAUCAUCAAUUCAGAGGCUGGCAACUGGGACCUCAUAGUUCUAGGAGAUAUGUUUUAUGAUGAACAGCUUGCUGAUGGUCUGCAUCACUGGCUGCAGAAGUGCAUCAGGAUUCACCAGACUGAAGUGCUGAUUGGUGACCCUGGCAGGCAUCAGUUUUUAAGCCACAGCAUUCGCAGUCAGCUGCACAAAGUUAUAGAAUAUUCACUGCCUGAGUAUACAAGACAAGAAAACCAUGGGCUAACAUCAAGUAUUGUCUGGAGUUAUCAGCCCUCAAACAGCUUAGACAACUCUUGAAGCUGCCUUUCUAUGGGAUUUUGUCUCACUUGGUUGGCUUUCUGCAGGUAUAUAAAAUGAAAACAGAAUUAAACAGGGAACAUUAUCUGUUAAAGUAAAGCAGCUUACUGUACUUUCACUGGACUGAUUCCAGUUAUACUCACUGAGAUUUUUGCUCAAUUUGAGGUAAAAGCUACAUGCAAACUGUGUUCAAAGGGGCCUGCACUGAAGUGCAGAUCUACAGACAACUUACAUAUAAGAGUUUGCAUGCUUGAUGUUUCCCACAUAUAUUUGUGUCUUGCUGACAUUACUGUGAAAUGUUUUGGAUGUCCAGCAUACUGCUGUGGGGAGAGUGCUGUGGCUGAAGGACUACUGCACUGCUUCCACAGGCUUUUGCAGCCAAUUUCUAGAAAAUUUCUAAAUAUUGGAAAUUAUUGCUGUCCUCCAUAAAAUUCUUCACUAGAUUAUUAGCUCAUAAUAUGCUCAACUUGAAGUGCCUUGCUCUUUUUCUGGGUAUCUCUGAAUGUCAAAGUAACUAAUUUGAACCUCUUCCUUUCCUUCUAUAAUAAAAAUUUCCUCUUCCUUGAAACUGCCAGAGUGAUUAUGUAGGAGUUGUACCCAAAUCUAAACUCUGCUUCUUGACUGCCAGCCAGUGUAAAAGCUUUAAUAAAUGGAAAGUGAAUAAAUAGUUCCAGCUAUAACUUCAUCCCCUUGAGAGUAGGGUGAAAUGAUCUACAUUCCUUACAUUACCCUUUGCAAGGUAAACCAGGCAAUAUAUCACCUUGGGAAGCUGCUGAGGGAUGAAGAAGUCUUUACUUCUGUGACAAACAGAGGGAAACUAAAUAAAAACAGGGAAUAAAAGUCUGAUAUCAUUA